Molecule: messenger RNA, 1927 nt
Organism: Rhea pennata
Lineage: Eukaryota; Metazoa; Chordata; Aves; Rheiformes; Rheidae
Gene: BARX2
Product: BARX homeobox 2
Exons: 4
Coding region: 7-828 (273 amino acids)
Biological process (GO): regulation of DNA-templated transcription
Molecular function (GO): DNA binding; DNA-binding transcription factor activity, RNA polymerase II-specific
Source: RefSeq, a predicted model, not a curated record
UCCGCCAUGCACUGCCAGCCGCAGCCGCGGCUCGCCGCGCCCGGCCGCGCCAAGGCAGGCAGGCGGCGCUACAAGACCUUCAUGAUCGACGAGAUCCUCUCCAAGGAGACCUGCGACUACUUCGAGAAACUUUCCCUGUGCUCCGUGUGCCCGGCCCUGCUGGUGCGGCCCAAGCCGCUGCACUCCUGCGCCGGGUCCCCUUCUCUGAGGGCGUAUCCUCUCAUCUCCGUCAUCACCAGGCAGCCCUCCGUGGUCCCUCACCUUGUCCCAGCAGCCACCAGCUCCCGGGUGCUGCCAGCCCAGGCCUCCUCGGGGACUGCCAGCUCAGAGACGCCGGCCAAUGAGACCCAUGUCAGCAGCGAGUCAGAGGCAGAACAGCCCACACCUCGACUGAAAAAGCCACGCCGGAGUAGGACCAUCUUCACGGAGCUCCAGCUGAUGGGCUUAGAGAAGAAAUUCCAGAAGCAGAAGUAUCUGUCCACCCCAGACAGGCUGGACUUAGCCCAGUCAUUGGGUUUGACUCAGCUCCAGGUGAAGACAUGGUACCAGAACCGUAGGAUGAAGUGGAAGAAAAUGGUGCUGAAGGGUGGGCAGGAAGCUCCCACAAAGCCCAAAGGCCGUCCAAAGAAAAACUCCAUUCCCACCUCAGAGGAAAUCGAAGCAGAAGAGAAAAUGAACAGCCAGGCGCAGAGUCAGGAGACGGAGGGAUCUCAAGCACUUGAGGAGCCUACAUCAACAGAGGAGAAGCCGGGAGUUUCUUUGGAAAUGGAGGAGACUCCAGAUCAUAUACCAGAGUCCCCCUCAGAGGAGACUACGCCAUUAAGUUAAAAGGGGAAGAAAAGGGAAAAAAGAAAAGUAAAAAAGAGAAAAGAGAAAAACACAAACCAAAUAUAUAUAUAUAUGUGUGUGUGUAUAUAUAUAUAUUUAAAUAUGUAUGUAAUUGUGUGUGUACAUACAUACAUAUAUAUAGAUAUAUGUGUGUGUAUAUAUAUGUAUGUAUGUAUAUGUAUAUAUAUAUAAAUGUAGACCUGUGUAUGAAUUGAAAGCUUGGUCACUUUGUGCCUUUGGGAAUCAGCCAUGCUAUGGUGGAAACAAGACAUCCCAGGUGAGCAGUGAGGAUCUGUCCCUCCGGCGGUGCAUUAGAGCCUUCCCCACGGAUGGUGAUGGAGGCUUGGACACUUUUCCAGAGCAAACUGCGUCCAGAAACCUGAGACGGCCGCUGGUGAAUAAAGCAGAAGGCCAGGAUGCCUUCCACACUGCAGGAGGCGAUGUGUAGUGCUAUGACUGUGUUGGAGGUGUUCGCUUGACUUUAUUCUUGCCUUUUAAAGUAGUGCAAAUGAACAGAGUACAUAGUCUGGUCUCAGAUCCUAAGAAAUGGGGAGCUCUGACAGCACCAUUUCCUCGUGUAACCAGCACUUAUUUCUGUUAGGGAUGGGCCCAACUUAAACAUUUGUGGGAAAGAGCUUAGACCCAUGGGUUUGCUUUGGCCCAGCAUAAAGAUCAAAGUGUCUGAAGUGACCCGUGUUGGCAUUCAGAUUUCAUAUCUCUUGGUUGUUGGAUGCCACAUCGGUGAAUUUGCAGUGACUCAGGGUGAAAUUGUGAAUGAGAUGAGGGUUUGGAUUUGAGUCUGCUCCAAAAGCUUUGGGAUGCUUGGAUCUGGGAUUUUCGCUUUGGGCCCAUGUCUAAUUUUUGUAGUUUUUUUUUUUUUUUUUUGAAGAGCAUUUAAAUGUUUUCAGGGUUUUGGGAGAAGGAUGGAUUUUUAGAAGUUGCUGAAGAAAGCUCAUGUUUGUUUUUAAGAUGUGUGCCAAGAAUAGAUGUGCAUCAUGUUUCAUAAAGUCUUGUUAAGGGUGUAUUUUGCCCAGAGGCUGCAAAAGAUGUAUUAAGAUAACCUUUAUUUUUUAAUUAAAAAUUAAAUAUAUGAAUACAA